Lampris incognitus (smalleye Pacific opah) is the source of this 2157-nucleotide messenger RNA. RefSeq names its product potassium voltage-gated channel subfamily C member 1-like. Gene Ontology annotation, molecular function: protein binding; delayed rectifier potassium channel activity. The record is from RefSeq and is a predicted model, not a curated record. Gene Ontology annotation, cellular component: dendrite membrane; neuronal cell body membrane; voltage-gated potassium channel complex. Lineage: Eukaryota; Metazoa; Chordata; Actinopteri; Lampriformes; Lampridae. The transcript has 5 exons. Gene Ontology annotation, biological process: protein homooligomerization; potassium ion transmembrane transport. The coding region runs from base 1 to 2157 and encodes 718 amino acids.
AUGGGCCAGCACGGCGACGGACGCGAGCGGGUCGUCGUGAUUAACGUAGGGGGGAUCCGCCACCAGACGUACAGCAGCACCCUCCGCACCUUACCGGGGACCCGCCUGGCCUGGCUAGCCGAGCCCGACGCCCACGACCACUUCGACUACGACACCAAAGCCCAGGAGUUCUUCUUCGACCGCCACCCGGGCGUCUUCGCCCACAUCCUCAAUUACUACCGUACCGGGAAGCUGCACUGCCCGGCAGACGUGUGCGGCCCGCUGUACGAGGAGGAGCUGGCCUUCUGGGGCAUUGACGAGACGGACGUGGAGCCCUGCUGCUGGAUGACCUACCGGCAGCACCGGGAGGCCGAGGAGGCGCUGGACAGUUUCGGCGGGGGUCCCAUGGAGUCUGGCCCGGAGUGCGGGCACGGGGAGGGCGGGGAGGCCGGGGACGGGGAUGAGGAGCUGGAGAUGAAGAGGCUGGCGGUGGGGGACCCGGCGGAGGGCAAGACCGCAGGGGCCUGCUGGAGACGGUGGCAGAAACGUAUGUGGGCGCUGUUUGAGGACCCCUACUCUUCGAAAUAUGCAAGGUGGGUGGCUUUUGCCUCCCUGUUUUUCAUCCUGGUUUCUAUCACCACCUUUUGCUUGGAGACCCAUGAGGCCUUCAACCCCAUCUUCAACUUCACCGACAUGGAUCCUGUGGACAACAGCACACGCACCUACCUGGAGACCGAGACUGUGGCGUACCUCACCUACAUUGAAGGUGUCUGCGUAGUCUGGUUCACCUUUGAGUUUUUGAUGCGCGUGACUUUCUGCCCCAACAAGUUGGGGUUUGUGCGAAAUACCUUGAACAUCAUUGAUUUUGUUGCAAUUCUCCCGUUUUAUUUAGAAGUUGGGCUAAGUGGCCUUUCCUCCAAAGCAGCAAAAGAUGUCCUGGGCUUUCUCCGAGUAGUGAGAUUUGUCCGGAUCCUGCGUAUCUUUAAGCUGACUCGGCACUUUGUGGGGCUGAGGGUUUUAGGACACACACUCCGGGCCAGCACCAAUGAGUUCCUCCUACUCAUCAUCUUCCUCGCUCUUGGGGUGCUUAUUUUUGCCACCAUGAUCUACUAUGCCGAGCGAAUCAGUGCAAAGCCGAAUGAUCCACGUGCCAGUGACCACACACACUUCAAGAACAUACCCAUCGGCUUCUGGUGGGCCGUGGUCACAAUGACCACGCUGGGGUACGGGGACAUGUACCCCCAGACAUGGUCGGGAAUGCUUGUCGGUGCCCUCUGUGCCUUGGCUGGGGUGCUGACCAUCGCCAUGCCCGUGCCUGUCAUCGUCAACAACUUUGGAAUGUACUACUCCCUGGCCAUGGCUAAGCAGAAGCUACCAAAGAAGAAGAAUAAACAUAUUCCCCGCGCUCCACUUCCUGGCUCUCCCAAAUACUUCCGCUCUGGUGUCAACUCACCUCAUGGGACCUCCAACAGUGACACCUGUCCACUGGCAGCCCAGGAGGAGGCCCCUGACACCAGUAAACCAGAUCCCAAGGUGAACGGAGAAGCAGCCAAGGCGGCCCUAGCAGAUGAGGACUGUCCUCACAUCGACCAGGCCCUGUCGCCAGAGGACGGACAGGUUUUUAACCCUGUCCCAGACCACACUGACCACCCCUGCUUCCUGCUGUCUCUGGGGGCCAGGCCUGCUCACGCUGCAGCCAGGGCCAGGAAAGAUCAGAGCCGUUCAGCGUCCGCUGCACCAGACUGUCAGGUGGAUCUGAAGCUGAUUCAGAGCCGUUCAGCGUCCGCUGCACCAGACUGUCAGGUGGAUCUGAAGCUGAUUCAGAGCCUUUCAGCGUCCUCUACACCAGACUGUCAGGUGGAUCUGAAGCUGAUUCAGAGCCGUUCAGCGUCCGCUGCACCAGACUGUCAGGUGGAUCUGAAGCUGAUUCAGAGCCUUUCAGCGUCCGCUGCACCAGACUGUCAGGUGGAUCUGAAGCUGAUUCAGAGCCUUACAGCUUCAGAUCCACCAGACUGUCAGGUGGAUCUGAAGCUGAUUCAGAGCCUUUCAGCUUCAGAUCCACCAGACUGUCAGGUGGAUCUGAAGCUGUACCAUAUUCAAGCUGGGUGUGGAAGUCUUCGUAACUGCUUUGCUUUUGACAGAUCCGUGAUUAAUACUGAGGCUGAGGCGGCAACAUAG